AUGGCUAUUUACCUGUAUAAAAAAUGGAAGGCGACAAGAGAAAACCCUUCGACCCCAUCAGGUCCCUCCAGAAACCCGGAAUCUUCAAAAUCUUGCAAACAUAGAAAUAACAUACUAGGUCUCACGUCAGAAGAACAAGACUCAGCAAUCCCUCUAGAAUCUCAAGUAAGAAAUGUCCAAGGUAGAGAAAGUACCAAGAACGAAUUACAGAUAGGCAUAUCUUAUGAUGGACCAUGUACUCUUUGUGAACAAGAAAAGAAAGCAUUAAAUAGGUAUAGGUGGAGGUUAGCUGCUGGAUUGAUGUUACCAUAUAUGGUACAAGGACUAGAUCUUACCAUUAUUGCUGGUGCUUUACCUUUUAUUGCUUCGGAUUUCAAUCAGCUAUCGCAACUGAAUUGGAUUAUCUCCGCGUUCAAUCUAACCGCAACAACUUUCAUACCCGCUUGGGGUCAACUCGCCGACAUCUUUGGCCGAUAUGCAACUCUCCAAGCUGCCUUGGUUCUCACUUUGACUGGAAGUGCUCUUUGUGCUGGGGCACCGGUAACUGCUUUUACCAUGUUGCUUUUCGGUCGAGCUCUUCAAGGAUUAGGUUGUUCUGGACUCUUAAUCUUGACUAAAGUUCUCCUUGCCGAUAAAGUAUCACUCAAAGAAAAUGCCAAGAACAAUAGCUUAUUUGCUGUUGUCGGUGGUCUUUCUUAUGGAUUCGGACCUGUCAUUGGAGGAUAUUUGACUCAAGUUUCAUGGCGAUGGUGCUUCAUAAUCAAUAUCCCUAUUGCGCUAGUGGGUAUGAUUGGUGCACAUUUUCUUCUUCGACCUAUAUUGCUCGGGCCUCAAGCAAUCAGAAGAACUGAUGACGGAACUGAAAUGGAAGGACCUCAGACAUUCUUGAGGAGAUUCGGUACACUUGACUUUGGAGGACAAUUCCUAUUCCUUUUCGGAAUGGGUCUUUUUAUUCUUGCCGUUACCUGGGCUGGAGCAUACUAUCCUUGGUCGGACGUUAAGGUGAUCGUUCCUCUCGUCCUAGGUUCUCUCCUCCUCGUUCUAUUUUUCGUCUGGGAAUACUUCAUGAUGCCAGGCUUAGCAUUGGCAGUCCGAUAUCCAUAUUGCCGGGCCAUGCUGCCAUUCAAGCUCAUCUUAAGCCGCAACUCCGGACUUUUAAUGUACAUCAACUUCAUCACUGGCAUGGCAAUGUACGCCGUCUUCUACUUUGUCGAUAUAUAUUUCGCGCUCGUCCUACAAUUUUCCUCUAGCAAAGGAGGUAAAAAUCUUCUUUACUACAUCCCCGGUCUAGCAGGCGGCGUAUAUCUCGCCAUGUUUGCCUGCAAUAUAUUUCCACGUCAAACAUGGUAUCCACUUUUCCUGGGCACGCUCAUCGAGCCCCUCGGCAUCACUAUUCUCGCCGCAGCACUUUCCUGGGGUCAUCUCCCCACAAUCUAUGGCAUGCUUGCUCUUACGGGCGUCGGAACCGGAAUCAGACUCAUGCCUGGUACACUUCACGCAAUAGGACAUUAUCCCACACAAAUCGCACCACUCGUCUCAAUGAUGUCUCUUUCUUCCUCGUUGGGUGGCACCCUCGCAUUAACUAUCAUGCUAAAUAUCUUCAAUAAUCAUCUUUCAUCUUCGGGUAUUUCAGUCUCUGGUACUACUACGGCUAGUUUUUCUGGUAUUUCGAGUUUAUCGUCGACGGAACAGGAUUAUGUGAGAGAGAUGGCGAAGAGAGGUAUCGUGUUGGCUUUUUAUGCUAUUUCGGCGUUUUUGUGGUUAGGUGUGAGUGCGAGUGCGGGAUUGGGAAAUGCGUGGAUUGCGAGGGGAGAAGAGGAGGGGAUGGCGAAUGUGGGGAGAACAUGUGAGGGGAGCUUUCUUGGGAGUUUGGUGAGGAGAAGGGGGAGAAGUGGUGUUGAGAAGGCUUGA
Molecule: messenger RNA, 1911 nt
Organism: Sclerotinia sclerotiorum 1980 UF-70
Lineage: Eukaryota; Fungi; Ascomycota; Leotiomycetes; Helotiales; Sclerotiniaceae
Exons: 2
Coding region: 1-1911 (636 amino acids)
Biological process (GO): transmembrane transport; basic amino acid transport
Cellular component (GO): fungal-type vacuole membrane
Molecular function (GO): basic amino acid transmembrane transporter activity
Source: RefSeq, a predicted model, not a curated record